UCGAAAAAAAAAACAUUUUGCAGCAACUUCCACCUUUGAUCUACGAAUCAACGACGCGAGCCACGAUCAGGGAUAUCAGAGACCAACGAAAUCAAUCCGGCAAGAUGACGACGAUGGAUUUGCGCGUCGGGAACAAGUACCGGAUCGGUCGCAAGAUCGGUUCGGGCUCGUUUGGUGAUAUCUAUCUCGGAACCAACAUCAUUUCUGGCGAGGAGAUUGCCAUCAAGCUUGAGAGUGUGAAGGCGAAGCACCCUCAGCUCGAGUAUGAGGCUCGCGUCUACAAGUCGCUCGCUGGCGGCGUUGGCAUCCCGUUUGUUCGGUGGUUCGGCACCGAGUGCGACUAUAACGCUAUGGUCCUUGAUCUCCUCGGUCCUAGCUUGGAGGACCUGUUCAACUUCUGCAACCGCAAGUUCUCGCUGAAGACGGUUUUGCUACUCGCCGAUCAGUUGAUCUCUCGAAUCGAAUACAUCCACGCGAAGUCGUUCAUUCACCGCGAUAUCAAGCCCGACAACUUCCUCAUGGGUAUCGGCAAGCGGGGCAACCAAGUCAACGUCAUCGACUUUGGUCUUGCCAAGAAGUACCGCGACCCUAAAACGCACUUCCACAUUCCGUACAGAGAGAACAAGAACCUGACGGGCACGGCUCGCUAUGCUUCCAUCAACACCCACCUCGGUGUUGAGCAGUCUCGUCGCGACGACAUGGAGUCGCUGGGUUACGUGAUGCUCUACUUCUGCCGUGGCUCGCUCCCUUGGCAGGGCCUGAAGGCUGCCACCAAGAAGCAGAAGUACGACCGCAUCAUGGAGAAGAAGAUGACGACCCCCACCGACGUGCUCUGCCGUGGUUUCCCCAACGAGUUCGCCAUCUACCUGAACUACACCCGGUCGCUCCGCUUCGACGACAAGCCUGACUACAGCUACCUGCGCAAGAUCUUCCGCGACCUCUUUGUCCGCGAGGGCUUCCAGUACGACUACGUCUUCGACUGGACCGUCUACAAGUACCAGAAGAAUGCGCAGGCCAUCCAGCAGGCUGCCGGCAACGCUACCAACCAGCCUGCUCAGGGCGAUCCCAAAGACGCCCAGGCUGCCCGCAAGGAUGCGCAGCAGGCGCUGCCUCGCGGAACCCGGAAGCAGAUCACCGGCGAGACUCCGGACACCAACCGCGCCGUUGGCGGAAGCGACAGGAUGUGAGUGACUUACCAAGCCUAGCCCAAAGCAUUCCUCGUAAGGAAUCAUAUUUCCUUCGUGUUUGGUGUGCUC
This is a messenger RNA of Thermothelomyces thermophilus ATCC 42464, 1256 nucleotides long. RefSeq lists its product as uncharacterized. Gene Ontology annotation, cellular component: nucleus; cytoplasm. The record is from RefSeq and is a predicted model, not a curated record. NCBI's taxonomy places the organism in Eukaryota, Fungi, Ascomycota, Sordariomycetes, Sordariales, Chaetomiaceae. Gene Ontology annotation, molecular function: protein serine/threonine kinase activity; ATP binding. The coding region runs from base 105 to 1187 and encodes 360 amino acids. Gene Ontology annotation, biological process: signal transduction; peptidyl-serine phosphorylation; endocytosis. The transcript has 3 exons.